Nematolebias whitei (Rio pearlfish) is the source of this 3610-nucleotide messenger RNA. RefSeq names its product histone deacetylase 7a (gene hdac7a). The coding region runs from base 101 to 2989 and encodes 962 amino acids. Gene Ontology annotation, molecular function: histone deacetylase activity. The record is from RefSeq and is a predicted model, not a curated record. Gene Ontology annotation, biological process: negative regulation of transcription by RNA polymerase II; chromatin organization. Gene Ontology annotation, cellular component: histone deacetylase complex. Lineage: Eukaryota; Metazoa; Chordata; Actinopteri; Cyprinodontiformes; Rivulidae. The transcript is spliced from 25 exons.
CAGAUACAAGAAGAGUUUUCUCAGAAUCAUCAUUUGUGUUGACAUCAGGCACUAAAACAAGGUUCAGUGGUGGUGCCUGUGUCCAACACAGUUUUUCCCUAUGGACCUCAGGGUGGGCGAGCGGGGGAUGCGCCCUGGUUCGGACACGGCGCUCCUCACUCCUCUGCACCCACCUUUACUCCUCACACCCUUCUCCCCACAAGCCCGCUCCUCCUUCUCCCAGCAGCAACUGCACCAGCAAAUCAGGUUUAACAUGGAACAAAGGAGGCGAGAGCAGGAGCACCAUGAGAAACAACAGGAGUUGCAGCAACUAAAACACAAAGACAAAAGUCAACAGAGUGCCGUGGCCAGUUCGCUGGUGAAACAAAAACUCCAGGAAGUGAUUCUCAAGAAGCAGAAGCAGGCGGCGCUGGAAAGAACAAACUCUAACCCUCUGACUCCACAUCCUGUACCGUACAGAAAUCUAUGUCCAGACCCCAGUGCGUCCUCCCAGGCUUUAGUUUCACCUCCUUCACAGUCGGAGGGCUCAGAGGGGACACCGCUGCGCAGAGCAGCAUCUGAGCCCAACCUGAAGGUGAAGCACAAGCUGAAGAAACACCUGAACACCCGCAAGAGUCCGCUCACCCGCAAAGAAAGUGCUCCGCCCAUCAUCAAACAGAGAACACCGGAAGCGCUGGACUCUUCCCCCAGCAGCAGCAGCACUCCGGUCUCUGGGUGUAGUUCUCCUAAUGACAGCGUUCCUAACGAGAAUGGACUACUGCCAUCUGCAGGCGGACUCUCACACGAGGCCCAGAAGCUGCUGCUGAGAGACGGCACUCUGGCUAACUUCACCGUCCAAAGUCCAUCCACUCUGCCCACCAUCACACUCGGACUGCCGGCCAACUCACGGGCCGAAGGAGAGCUGUCUUCUCUGAAGGUCAGUCGGGUUCCCAUGGUUGCUGCUGGGUGCACGCCAGUCUUCCUGCCCCUCAGCAGAGAAGACCAAGCCGGGCAGAUGAACCACCACUUGCCUGUUAUCAUCCUGGAGCCCUCUGGACUCAUCCACCCUCCGAUCAUCAGCGUUCCAGGCCUGGACUCUGUUCCGUUGCAGUUCGCGCCGCAGCUGGACCACCUCUCUCCAGGAGGCGUUCAGUCCCACAAGCCUCUGAGCAGGACACGCUCGGAACCCCUCCCCCAGAGCCCCCACACACUCCACACGCAGCUACUUCAACAACAGCACAGCGCACAACUACUGGAGAGGCUCAAGCAGCAGACUAACCUGGGCAAGCUCAUGUCCAAGUCCAGUGAAAAGCCCAGGCUGCAUCAGAUCCCCUCUGAGGAUAUGGAUUCUGAGGACGGCGAUGGGACGUCACCCACUGACCAGACCUUUCAUAGCAGAGUGAGGGCGGAGUCACUGAGGGAGGCGGAGCCAACCGUCUCGAAAGCCCACGAGGAGCAGCUGAACCUGCAGCAUGCACUCAUUCUCAACCAGUCUUUGCUAUGGGAGCAGCAGAAGCAGUUGCAGCAUAUGCAUCUACAAAUGGAGAACCUGACGGUCCCUGUGUUGCGCAGCAGUGGCGGUGUUGCUUGUGGUUUGGGUGUCCAUCGCCCCCUGUCACGUACGCAGUCAUCCCCAGCCUCCACUUCUCUCACCCUGCCUGACAAAACCUUGAGCCUGGCCCCUCAGGACCCCAACAGCAAACCACGCUUCACCACUGGCCUCGUGUAUGACUCUCAAAUGCUAAAGCACCAAUGUACAUGUGGCGAUAACAGCAGUCACCCAGAGCAUGCUGGGAGAAUACAGAGCAUCUGGUCCCGACUACAGGAGAGAGGCCUGAGAGGACAGUGCGAGAGUAUUCGGGGUCGUAAAGCCACUCUGGAGGAGCUGCAGUCGGUCCAUAAGGAGCGCCACGUGUUGCUAUAUGGAACAAACCCGCUCAACAGGCUCAAACUGGACAAUCGCAAACUGGCUGCAAUUCUCUCUCAAAGGAUGUUCGUGAUGUUGCCAUGUGGGGGUGUUGGGGUUGAUAAUGAUACCAUCUGGAAUGAGUCGCACACUUCCACCGCGUCACGCAUAGCGGCGGGCAGCGUCGUCGAGCUGUCGUUCAGGGUGGCCAAAGGAGAGCUCAAGAAUGGCUUUGCUGUGGUCAGACCGCCAGGACAUCACGCAGACCCCUCCAAUGCAAUGGGUUUCUGUUACUUUAACUCUGUGGCCAUAGCUGCCAAGCAGCUCCAGCAGAAGCUCAGCGUCAGUAAGAUCCUCAUAGUUGAUUGGGAUGUUCACCAUGGCAAUGGCACCCAAGAAGUGUUUUACAGAGACCCCAACGUUCUUUAUAUUUCACUCCAUCGCUACGACAAUGGAAACUUCUUCCCUGGCAGUGGGUCACCAGCUGAGGUUGGUUCUGGAGCUGGCGAGGGCUUCAAUGUGAACGUGGCAUGGACAGGAGGUCUGGACCCACCCAUGGGAGAUGCUGAGUACCUCGCUGCUUUCAGGUCCGUGGUGAUGCCCAUUGCUCAGGAGUUCUCCCCAGACGUCGUUAUGGUGUCGGCUGGAUUCGAUGCUGCUGAGGGAAACCCUGCUCCUCUGGGAGGAUACAAAGUCUCUGCCAAAUGUUUUGGCUUCCUGACCCGACAGUUGAUGUCUCUUGCUGGAGGUCGUCUAGUUUUGGCCCUGGAGGGAGGUCAUGACCUCACAGCUAUUUGCGAUGCAUCCGAGGCAUGUGUCAGUGCACUUCUAGGCAUACAGGAUCAAAUGCCAGAAGAUGUUCUGCUCCAAAAACCAAAUGCAAACGCAGUCCACUCCCUGCAGACGGUCAUACAGAUACAAAGUCAGUACUGGCAGAAUGUAAAGAACUACAGUGGAACAGUAGGACUUGCAUACCUAACUGCUCAGAGUAAAGACUGCGAGGAAACGGAUGCUGUGAACGCGUUGGCCUCACUGUCUGUGGGAGUCAUGUCCAACGAGAGCAUCCCUGAUGAGCCGAUGGAUGAUGACAGUGACUCAAUGUAGCCAGCCACUCACCUCAACAAUCUCACAUUCGAGAAGUUUCCUCCACCAGCCUUGGACCUCCUGUACUGUUGCAGAAACACGAAGGGAACAUUUUUGCAACGCCACGGAGCCUCACCUGUUGGCCUUAUUCAAACAAGCACCAGCUGACACGAAAUGCAGGACCUGCAAUUCUGAGCACCUCAGUUCCGGUAACCACUUGGCUGAACCCAGCAUCACUACCUGCAACUGAGAAACCUUCAGAAACCUCACCAAAGAGCAACAUACAAGCUUAUUUGAAAUAACUUUUCAUGGCUCCUGAGUGACAUCUGAAUGCAUCUGUGUAACUCCACGUGUGUUGCAGUUUUCCAGUGUGGCAGCCUUGUGAGCUAAAACCUUUUGAGAACAGACAAAACUCUUGAUUCUUUCCAUGUACCAGCCACUGAUUUGUUGCCUUAACUUUGCUUUAUCGUAAAGACCAACGUCGUCUUUUGGGGGGAUUUUCUAUGCCUCUGCAACGACUCUGACCAAACAAGAUGCAAAACUAAUUUACCGUGUGACAUCUGGUGAAAGAAAACUCACAUUGAUUAAAAUGCAAUGAUGUCACCAAGUGGAAGUGGCCAUAUUAUUUAACAAAAACGCUCA